Molecule: messenger RNA, 1712 nt
Organism: Nothobranchius furzeri (turquoise killifish)
Lineage: Eukaryota; Metazoa; Chordata; Actinopteri; Cyprinodontiformes; Nothobranchiidae
Source: RefSeq, a predicted model, not a curated record
ACCAGCCCUCUUACCGAUGUGGUGGUAACAAUCAUGCAGCGCAAGGAUGCAGAUUUAAAACAGAGACAUGCCGGAAGUGUUCAAGGGUGGGACACAUAGCAAGGAUGUGCAAAACAAAAAAAUGGCUGGGAAACACACAGUAUGUGGCUGAGACCAGCAGUCCAAAGGACACGGCAAGAAGUGAAGCUGAGGAGGAGCUGUUCAUGAACACGGUGUAUUCCACUUAUACUGUGGGGAAGGGAAAAAAGGACAUUAAAGUAACUGUGAAAUUAGAAGAAACCCCUAUAGACAUGCAAGUUGACACAGGAGCGGCAGUAACACUGGUUCCAGAGAUAGUGUAUAAGAAACAUCUUUCUCAUCUGCCCCUGGAAGCAACGAAAGUGCGGCUGUCAACCUUUUCUGGUGAGAACAUACCCUUACUGGGUACAGUGACCGUUAAGGCUAAAUAUGAGAACCAGAGUGGUGUUUUCCCUCUGGUGAAAGUGAAAGGUGACAGACCAGCCCUCCUGGGCCUUAACUGGCUCACAAGUUUCAAACUUGACUGGGCAGGAAUAUUCUCAGUGUUACCAGUAGGGGGCAGUAAUGAUACAGAUGUAGAGACAGUGUUACAGAGACACACCGCCGUGUUUUCAGAGGAGCCGGGUACUAUCCGAAAGUUUAAGGCCUGCAUCACAGUAAAGCCCGAUACAAAACCAGUUUUCAGGAAGGCAAGACCAGUGUCAUAUGCACUGAAGGAGGCAGUCGAAAAGGAGUUAAACCGGUUAGAGAAAGCCGGUGUUAUCUCAAAGAUAGAACAUAGCCAGUGGGCUGCCCCAAUAGUAGUGGUGCCAAAAUCUGACAAGUCCAUCCGCAUUUGUGGUGACUAUAAGGUCACAGUAAAUCAGAGUGUGGAAGAGGGGAGCUAUCCGUUACCUACGGUUGAAGACCUUUUUGCCACUCUAGAUGGGGGCACUCUUUUCAGCAAAUUAGACCUGUCACAUGCCUACCAACAGCUGGUGCUCGAGAAAAACUCAGAGAAGUAUUUAGUUAUAAAUACUCACAAGGGGCUAUAUGCUUAUCAUAGACUAUCCUACGGUGUGUCUAGUGCACUCUCUAUGUUCCAGAAUGUGAUGGACCAGAUCCUACAAGGCUUGGAGCAUGUGACCUGUUUUCUGGAUGACAUACUUAUUACGGGAAGAACCAGAGAGGAACACCUGAGGAACUUAAAGGAGGUGCUGAGCCGUUUAGAGAACUAUGGGGUGAGAGUGAAAAGAGAAAAAUGUACUUUCAUGCAGGAGAAAGUGGAGUACCUGGGCCACCUGAUUGACAGAGAAGGAUUACAUCCAACGGAGACAAAGGUAGCUGCCAUAGUAAAUGCACCCCAGCCCUCAAACGUCACAGAGCUACGGUCAUUUUUAGGGUUGUUAAACUACUAUGGCCGAUUCAUGAAAGACCUGUCAACCGUUCUACAACCGCUACACCAACCUUUAAAGAAAGAAGUACACUGGGAAUGGACACCAGAGUGCACGACAGCAUUUAAUAAUGCAAAAGAACAACUAGUAAAGAGCUCAGUAGUGGUUCACUAUGACACCAAGAAACCCCUGAGACUAGCUUGCGACGCAUCCCCUUAUGGGAUAGGGGCGGUCAUGUCGCAUAUCAUGGAAAAUGGAGACGAGAAACCAAUCGCUUUUGCACCACGUACCUUGACGGAGGCAGAAAGCAAAUACAUUUAA